Molecule: messenger RNA, 1490 nt
Organism: Prorocentrum cordatum
Lineage: Eukaryota; Dinophyceae; Prorocentrales; Prorocentraceae
Source: the annotation of a GenBank genome assembly
CCGAGAUCAGCGACGAUCUCUUCCAAGGCUGGGACGAAGACUCGCCGCCGCCACCGCCCGCUCCGGAGCUCCGCGCGCCCCCCCGCUCCGCCGAGCUGCGCGGACCGCUGUCGCCGCGGGAGGGCGGAGCUGAGCCGGGCGCCGGUGCCCCACAAGCCGAAGCACACGGCGCCGCCCCAGACGAGGCGACGCGGUUGCGCGUCCAGCUAGACGAGGCCAACAGCCAGGCGGCGAGGAAGUUGGUGGAGGCGUCGAAUGGUGCCGAGGAGCGGCUGGAGGCCGCGAGGGCGGAAUUCCGCGGCCAGCUGGAGGAGGCCCGGCAGGAGGCGUCGAGGGACCUGGCGGAGGCGUCGCGGGCCGCCGAGGCGCAGCUGGACGCCGCCAGGUCGGAGCUGCGCGCCGCCGAGGCCCGGCUGCGGGAGGCCGACGGUGCAGAGGUCGUGCAGUUGCGCACGGAGCUGCAAGAGGCUGGGCGGCGCGCGGCGCAGCUCGGCGAGCUGGCCUCCGAGAGGGAGCGGCUCCUCCGGCAGGCGAAUGCAGCCGACGAGGAACUGCGAGCGCAGCUUCGUGCGCUCGAGACCGAGAGGGAACAGGCGCAGCAGCAGGCGGCGAGGGGCGAGGAGACGCUCCGAGCAGAGCUCGACCGGCUCGCCUCCGAGAACGAGCGGGCCCGGCAACAGGCGGAGCACGCGGAGGCGGCGGCGAGGGCGCGCCUCGAGGGCGGGGACGCCGAGAGGCAGCGGCUCCAGCAGCAGGCAGCGCAGGCGGACGAGGACAUGAGAAACCAGCUCGGCACGCUCGAGAUGGAGAAGCAGCAGCUGCUUCAGCAGGCCGAGGCCGCAGAGGGCGCGCUGCGGGGGCGCCUCGAGGUGCUGGAGGCCGAGGGCGCGGGGCUGCGGCUUCGGGCCGCCGCCGCGGCCGAGGCCGAGGCGGCGGAGGGGGCGCUGAGAGCGCGGCUCGAGGCGUUGGAGUCCGAGAAUGCAGAGGCUCGGAUCCAGGCCGCUGCCAUGGCCGAGGCCAGAGCCCAAGACGCCGGCCUGGCGGCGCAGGUCGGCAGGCUGGAGUCCGAGAAGGCGCACCUCCAGCAGCAGGCCAGCGCAUGCGCCGAGGCCAGGGCGGCGGAGGAGGCGCUGCGGGCGGAGGUCGGCAGGCUCGAAGGAGAGAGGGCGGAGCUGCAGCAGCAGGCCGCCGCCGCGUCCGAGGCCGGGGCGGCCGAGGAGGCGCUGCGGGCGCAGCUGGCCGAGCUGGAGGGCGAGAGGGCGGAGCUGCGGCAGCAGGCCGCCGCCGCGUCCGAGGCCAGCGCGGCGGAGGAGGCGCUGCGGGCGCAGCUCGGCAGACUCGAGGACGAGAAAGCCGAGCUUCAGUUGCAGGCCAGUGCCGUGUCCGAGGCCCGGGCGGCGGAGGAGGCGCUGCGGGCGCAGCUCGGCGAGCUGGAGGCCGAGAGGGCGGUGCUGCAGCAGCAGGCCGCCGCCCUGUCCGAGGAAGACUGA